AUGGCAGAUGAACAGGAGCUUUUCUUGAUCGAGUUUCUCGUCGACAAAGUCAAAAUUCCGGUAAUAAGAGCCAUGCAAGACGAGUUAUUACCAGCUUCUACCUGCGUCUCAUUCCAAAUUCUCAACCUACCGCCAGUUGACAUUUGCCAAGAAGUCCUAACAGACGGUUGUGGUUGCUCCGAGGGCGAUACCCAAGUUUUCAAGAAGGGCAAAUCUUGUUUAUUUGCAUUACCAUCGAUGGUUCUUCAAAGACCUUUGACCACCUUUCCCAUAAAAUUGUCCGUUUAUAAGAAACUACCGCCAGGAGUACUACCGGAUGUGUUGCUGGUCGGUAGUCACCAGAUCGAGGCUAAGGCUAUAUUGAAUGCCGCAUUGAGUCAGCACGUCUUCAAAAUAGUGAAUCCCUGUCAAACGAUUAAAAAUACGUUCAAAAUUACAACUGUAACAGGACAGUGCGUCGGUCACGUGACAGUUUAUAUAAGAGCUUCCUGUUUCGGCAAGAAGAUCAUCACCCAGUUUCAAAUUCCGCAUAAUAGAAAACCGUAUCUUUUCAAAGGAGCGGACGACAGUCCUGUUUUUCAGUGCAAAAAGAUACCCUCUGAUUGCUACACGCCAACCCCAUUGAAGUAUACCUGUAUGAGGAAGUGUAUUGACGGCAGUGGCGAGUCUGCCGGAAGAACCUGUUGUCCAACACCGGUCAUUCAGACAUCCCCGUGUCCGCCAUUGCCUGACAAGUAUAAACAGCCCGAUUAUGGUCCACGACCAUGCUGUCCCUCGCGUCAAGGAUCUCCUAACUGUCCCCCGUGUUCGCCAAAAGCACGGGGGAGAGAUCAGUUAGCAGCCACUGUUGGAAUAUCGUCGUGUUGCUGUUCACAAACUGGUCAAGUAUUCAGUGGAUUACGUGCUUCCGGUCGUCAACAAACGAUCUCAGAAGGAAAAUGCAGUCCAUGUGCACAACCGGAUCCUUGUCCACCUUGUUGCGGUGCUUCCUCUCCGAUGGUGUCGAAAGGGUAUAAAAGGCAUGGCGAUUUAUUUGGCAAAGAAAGCACGAAAAAGUGCGGAUGUCCAGUGAAAGAUUACACUUGCAACUGUCGGACAUCUAAAUGA
Molecule: messenger RNA, 1107 nt
Organism: Eufriesea mexicana
Lineage: Eukaryota; Metazoa; Arthropoda; Insecta; Hymenoptera; Apidae
Exons: 3
Coding region: 1-1107 (368 amino acids)
Source: RefSeq, a predicted model, not a curated record